Messenger RNA from Helobdella robusta, 3256 nucleotides. RefSeq lists its product as hypothetical. Gene Ontology annotation, cellular component: exocyst; growth cone membrane; synapse. The record is from RefSeq and is a predicted model, not a curated record. Gene Ontology annotation, biological process: chemical synaptic transmission; exocytosis; Golgi to plasma membrane transport. The coding region runs from base 1 to 2679 and encodes 892 amino acids. NCBI's taxonomy places the organism in Eukaryota, Metazoa, Annelida, Clitellata, Rhynchobdellida, Glossiphoniidae. The transcript has 3 exons.
AUGUCAAAAGAUACAAAAGAUGCCAAGACACCGUCAGAAGCAGCCGGUUUGUUAAUGUCCAUUGUGAGAGCCUUGUCAUCCAGUGCAAAUGUUCAACAACGAGAUGAUGAGAAGAUACGACUGGAGAAAGCAUUCAAGGAAAGUGAUAGAAAGCUGGAUAACAUGAUCACUGACCAUCUGACUGACCUGACUUCCAUCAUUCAAGCUUUCAGUAAAAUAUCAUCUAGGAUAUCUUGCUCGCAAGAAAAAAUAAAACUGGUCAAAGAAAAUUUACUUUCCUGUAAGAAUUUACUCCAUUGUAAGAGAGAUGAAUUGAGAAGGCUGUGGGUGGAAGGCAUCCAGUACAAAACUGUUUCAUCAAUGAUGGAUGAAGUUGAAAAUAUAAAAAACGUUCACGAUAAGUUGAGGAAGCACCUGGAAUCUAGGCAUUACCUCAGUUUCACAACUCUGUUGAUGUCAUCUUUGGAAAUGCUUAAUAAUGAUCUGUCCUGUGUGGAAGGUUUAAAGGAUAUUAAAAACGAAUUGGUUUCGAAAAAGGAUGAACUGUAUAACAAAUUAACUGAAGAAUUGGACAAUUUAAUUUAUGUGAAAUCAACACUUGGUGUGGUUAAACACUUCCAAAGGCAAGGAUCACAAAGACAAAGUAAAAGUAAACCACAACUUAAAUCCGGGCUUAAAAGCAAAGAAAUAAUAGAGGACGAUAGUAUCAUUCAGGAUGACAAUGCAAUAAAACUGUUGAUGAAUGUUGAUACAAAAUCAGUUUCUGACUCAACUGAGCCUGUCACAGAAGACAUCAACAACUCACCUGAUUCAAAUAUUGUUAAUUUUAUUUCCAUUCUGAUAGAGUCAUUAGCUAAGUUGAAUCGCAUGCCUGAUGCUGUAGAAUACUUGAAGAGAAGAAUGGGACCAGGGUUAGUGGCCAUCGUUCGACGAGCUUCCCAACAAGUUGCUGAUUAUGCUUAUGUGGAGGGCGAGGAGUUGAGUCAGCUUCAGCAACCUCAGUAUCUCCUAGAAAUGCUUGAAUUGAUUUUCAAACAGUUUCACGUCGUAUCAAAAGUUCAUGAAAUUUUGCUGGCCAACAUGAGACGCAUCAAAAAUGUAAAAUCUUCUCAGGGUGACUUUAAUCUGUACGACAUUAUGGACUUAUGGAGCAAGAUUCAAUCAGUCAUGCAAUCCCUUCUUUGCUCGUAUCUUGAUGUCGAUGAAUCAGCUUCACGUCUUUCGUCAUCACCAAAUGACAGAUGUCCAGAAAACAUCACUGCUAUUUACAACAGUCUAAAAAGUUUUCUUGCUGAAGCAGAGAAGACAACAAAAGUGGCCCAUGGCUCAUUGUCUCUUCAAGCUUACAUCAAAGAAUUCGUUGAAGGUGUGUUCUUAAUAAGAGUCCAAAACGAAGCUGACAUGAUUAUAUCACAAGCUGCCAAGUCACCUGAGAUGAAGAAGAAACUGGCUGACCAGCACACUCAGAGGGCAUUCUCUCUUGUGAAACCGAUCCUACAGAGCAGUGUCAUUGUUGCAGAGUUGCUUCAGAAUACAUGCACUCUUAUGAGAGACCUGCCUGAUUAUUCCUCAAAGUUUAUGAACCUGAUAUGCAAAUCAUUGCAAGAGUACCUGAAUGUCUGUCAAGCUUCCUACAAAGAGUGCAUCAAUCCGGAACUGGAAGAGAAAAAAGUGAUGAGUGCUUUGUGGAUGAAAGAUGAUGAUAUUAGCAGGUUUCUUCGUUCACUUCCAAAUUUCCUUGACCUCAAGAAGGUCUCAGUCUCCGAUGAAGAACAGACUCAAAUAUCAGAUGAGGAUUUACGAGCAAUGAAUGCCAAAGAAUCAACUGUACUUACCAACAACUUGUUAACUGGAAAUGAGUCAAAUGUUCUUUUUAAUGAAAUAAUUAGUGACACUGCAAUCUUGAGAACUCUUGGAAAUCUUUGUGAAAGUAUGGAAUGGUUCUCUAGUCGAAUAAAAGAUUUUUCCAAUGGUUUGGAAUCAGGGACUGGUGCAAGAUUCAUUGUGUCUGCCACUGAUAGUGCAAAGCAGAUUCCUGAUGGCUCAUCACAUUACCAGGUCAAUAAAGACACUUUGGUGGCAUUAAAGUCACUCUCCCGUCAUUAUGAAGAUUUAUCAGAAGUGUGCUUAUUGGUUCUACAUUUGGAAGCCAGGGUCCACUGUUUCCAUCAUUUACUUCGCAUUCCCAAAUCCGAUUAUUGUGGAGUGAUUGAUAAACUGGAACCUGAUGAAAAUGUGCUACGACUUAAUAAAGAUCUUAUUUCAUUGGAAGAAGUCAUGUCACAAAGCCUGCAACAGCCAAAAUUUAGUUACGUCUUUCAAGGCUUGGGACAUCUCAUAUCAACCAUUCUCGUUGGAUCGGCCCAGGUGUUGAAGCGUAUCAAUGAAAAUGGGGUGAAAAAAAUGUGCAGGAAUGUUCACGCAGUGCAGCAGUGCUUAUCCAACAUCACCGGAAACAGGGAGCCGGAUUUGGACCAUGCUCGACAAUUUUAUGAACUUUUGUAUUUGAGUCCCGACGAGGUGAUGAAGGCAUGUUUCGAAAGAGGCAAACAGUUCACAGAGCACGAGUACACGAUUUUGUUGCAGCUCAAUCACAGGAGCACUACUGGUAGCACUGAAGCCGAUUUGAAUGUCAGGUUAAAAAAACUUGCUUCAAUUUUGGCUGAUUCCAGCUUGUAGUGCUGUUUUUUGUUUGGUAGAGAUGCUCUGUUCAAUGCAAAGUUUCUGAUUCACGGCACUGUUUUAGGCUAUGAAAAUUAUUUUUACAUAAAGUUGUAAAUUUGUUACUUAAUUUAUUUAUUGCAUUGUGCCACUGAAUAAAUUAUAUUGUCUAAUCGUGAAAUUGUGUUCAUUAAUCCGAUAUUGAUAUUUGAAUUCCAUAAAGUUUUGCUUAAAUGUGCCUCGCUUUUUUCAUUAAUCAUUUUUUAAAAUAAAAAUAAAAUUGUGUUUGUAAUUUGAGAUGGAUGCAUGUUUAUUUUCAACUAUGCCAAUUGGUUUUCAUGUCAAUUGACGACAAAUUUUUGUCUGAAAACAACCUGCUUUUGCAUUUUUAGUAACUGGCUUUAUUAUCAUUUUAUUAUUAUUAUUAUUAUAUUAUCAUUUUUAUUUAUAUAAUUUCCAAUUGUCCAUUCAUAAAAUUUAAGUUACGUAUUUACUACGUGCAUUUCACCGUUCCUUUCACGUGUUUAAAAGGUUUCCAAAAUUUUCGGUUUCUAAAAUUUUUACUUUCCAACUUUAAUUGUGAUUUGUUUGAAAA